Nothobranchius furzeri (turquoise killifish) is the source of this 949-nucleotide messenger RNA. RefSeq names its product ADP-ribosylation factor-like 14 effector protein (gene arl14ep). Gene Ontology annotation, cellular component: intracellular membrane-bounded organelle. Lineage: Eukaryota; Metazoa; Chordata; Actinopteri; Cyprinodontiformes; Nothobranchiidae. The record is from RefSeq and is a predicted model, not a curated record.
AGCGAAGAAGGGGUUGGAGGUUGAAGGACAGAAAUCACACGAAGAAGAAAGCGAUACACAACAAACUGUUAUAGUGUGGAGUGUUUCUGUGCCUUGGAUCUUAUUUUCGGAACUAUCGCAUUGCUUCUUCUAAAAGGUCAUCAUGCCCGUAAUUUGUGCGGCACCAGCGUGUAACAAUAAGUUUGUAAAGGGAUCGGAAAUCAGGUUUUACAGGUUCCCUCUAAGCAAACCUCAACUUGCUACCAAAUGGGUGCAGAGCCUGGGGAUGAAAAACUUCAGCCCCACUGCCAACACUUGCCUCUGCUCUGAGCAUUUCAGGACAGACUGCUUCAGGGACUACAAUGGCAAGCAGUUCCUGAGAGAGGACGCAGUGCCCACGAUAUUUGCCCCGGGGCAAGACUCUUCAAAGAUUGAACUGCGUAAAAGAGGAGUGGUGCCAAAGGAGACCAGUGUGGCAAAUCAGAUGGGGACACAAGCAGACAAAGACAAAGCGAGGGAGGCUUUGAUGCGCAGAGAGAAAAGAGGAGGAUUCAGGGGAGGACGGGGAUCUCGUGGAAAACAGCCGAAUGACAGGCAGAGCGUCGCGGCCCGGAACAAAGUCUACAACAGCAAAGGCCAGCUGAUCUCCAACGGAAAAGACUUGUGCGACUGUCUGGAUGUGGACUGCUUGGGCUGCUUCUACCCCUGCCCGGAAUGCGGAUCGCGGAAGUGCGGGGUCGAAUGUCGCUGUGACAGGAAGUGGCUUUACGAGCAGGUGGAGGUGGAGGGUGGAGAAAUCAUCCGGAACCAAUAUACAGUAUAAAUGACACCAGAGUGGGUUUCUGGGACGUGAAGGUUUCCUAGGGUUACUAAAGAGUAUGGCUGUUUGUGAUAAAGUAUUCCUCCAUUCACUGUUGUUUAAAGUUUUUUUUAUUCAUGUUAGCGUGUGUUAAUAAACGUUUACGUCAUU